CCAGAAGUGAAUGAUAAUGACGCCCAUUGCUAGCGUUCCCUGGGAGAGAAGCAGAAGAUAUUUCCAUAGGCGGAUGUGAGGUCCUGGGAACUUGUGGGACUCAUCCCAGAUCCCAGAACCGGUCUUUGUGAACUUGACCCCUGACCCACUGGGAAUGGACCCGUUUCCCGUGGCGUGACAGUAGCAGGUCUGGUUAACUCUGGAGGACUCCCGCUUGCGCAUGGGAAGCGCGAGCGGCCGCGCACACUCCGGGCUGACUGCGUGUCUGUGUCCCCGCAGGGCAUGGAGAGGACGGCGGCCGCGGAGCAGCCGGGCGCGGACGCGCUGCGGCGCUUCCAGGGGCUGCUGCUGGACCGGCGCGGCCGGCUGCACGGCCAGGCGCUGCGCCUGCGCGAGGUGGCCCGGCGCCUGGAGCGCCUCCGCCGGCGCUCGCUGGCGGCCAACGUGGCGGGCAGCUCGCUCAGCGCCGCGGGCGCCGUCGCCGCCAUCGUGGGACUCUCGCUCAGCCCGGUCACCCUGGGGGCCUCGCUGUUGGCGUCGGCCGUGGGGCUGGGGGUGGCCACAGCCGGCGGGGCUGUCACCAUCACGUCCGACCUCUCCCUGAUCGUCUGCAACUCCCGGGAGCUGCGGAGGGUGCGGGAGAUCGCGGCCGCCUGCCAGGACCAGAUGCGCGAGAUCCUGCGCGGCCUCGAGUUCCUCUGCCGCGGGCAGGGCUGCGGGGACCGCCAGCUGCUGCAGUGCGGGAGGAACGCCUCCAUCGCCCUGUACAACUCUGUCUACUGCAUCGUCUUCUUCGGCUCGCGGGGCUGCCUCAUCCCCAGGCCGGCCGAGGGCGCCACCAAGGCUAGCCAGGCCGUGCUCAAGGCCAAGAUUCAGAAACUGGCCGAGAGCCUGGAGUCCUGCACGGGGGCGCUGGACGAACUCAGUGAGCAGCUGGAGUCCCGGGUCCGGCUCUGCACCAGGCCCGGCCGUGGCCACGACCUCAAGAGCUCUGCUGACCAGCCCGCGGGGCUGUUUUUCUGAGAACAUCCUUUGCCCCCGGUGACCGAGGCCAGAAACCAUCCCCACGGGAUGCUCCAGAUUUGCAGCUCCCUCAGGAAAACACCAAGUCGGGUUAGGAGCUGAAGGCAAAGGAUGAGAAAAACUGUUCUUGAAGUGGGUGGGUCCCCACAGCCCUUUCUCUCCCAUCGCUGUGACAUCCUGCCUGGGCUUGAGUGCUGGGGACUUUUCACUUGUGUCAUCUUAGUGGAGUGUGUGACCUGAAAACUCUUUUUGCUUUAUCGAAACCUUUCUGUCUUCACGCACCUGGGCAGGCACUUCUGUUUUAAAGUUACUUUGGUGUCCCCGCCCCUGCCCCCGUGUUUUGAGCUGAAGCUGGAGAGGGUGCCACCCUCUGGCUACUCUCCAAGUCCUACUAGGCUUUGAAGUCCUUAAAAUGCCCGUGGGAGGAGACACUGCUUUAAAACCUGUCUUCCAGAGUUUCUGAUACAAAGAACUCCAGAAUCCAGAGCAAACAGGACCCAGAGGAGGCCUCGGUGCUGAUGUGCCUUCUUCUUCCCUGUCCUUUCAGCGCACUCAGGCAGGUCCGGCCUGGGCAUGAGUGGACCCCUCCCGGGUGGCUUCCUGCCCAGGCUCCAGGGACUCUGGGAGGGAAGCCAACCAAACCGUCACCUAAGUCCUGCCCCCCGUCGUUUGAAGAAGCUGAGGCCGAGAAAGAGGAAGUAAUUAACAGCUUCAUUUACGGACCAAGACCUUGGGGGAGAGAAGAAAGCAGUGGGUUUUGAGUUAGACAGGUCCUGGGUUUAUCAUAGGUUUUGUCACCACUCUGUGAGCUUGGCCACCUGUCUCUCUGACCUUCUGUAAAACAAAGAUGAUAAAAACCUCACCCUGUUGUGAGGUGUUAAGUGAAACAAAGUGCCUAGCACAGUGUGUGGCCCACAAAAUGUGGUCCCUGAAUUGUCAAAUUAGCAUCAUGCGGGAAUUUGUUAGAAAGGCAAAUUCUUGAACUCGACCUCUGAUUUAUGGAAACAGAAACUGUGGAUGUUGGGCCCAGCAAUGUGAGUUUAAAUAAGCUCUGGGUGAUUGUGAUGCACACUAAGGUUUGAAAAUUACUGCAAGAAAUGUUAAUUUCUGAUCCCCUCAUUGAGCCUUCAUGAAGUCUCACGGCUUCUCUAGGGGCUCCAUGGUUUUCUGAGUCAUUCACAGAAGGUCAGAGACAGGCUGUGUCCCAGAAGCCAAAGAAAGAAGUAACGUGUGUGUGUGUGUGUGUGUGUGUGUGUGUGUGUGUGUGUGUGUGUGUGUGUGUGUGUGUGUGUGUGUGUGAGAGAAUGCAUCCUGGGGCCAUGUUUCACAGUAUGAUCUAAGGGAUGUUAUAACAUAAUAAACCCUAUAGAGGGCAGUGUUGUCCACUCAUCGUAGAAACUGGUACAAAAGGAAUGUGAACUUACCUAAAAUUGACCUUUCUCUAUUAUCUUCUCUGAAAAUCACAAGUCCAUGUAUUUUUUAUUUAUUUUAAGUUUGUAAUUUAAUUACUGUUUGUUAUUUGCAUUUAAUUUUAUUUAACCACCGCAUUUAGAAAUAAUAAGAAUAGCAAGUUUCUGAAUGGGAGGCUAUUGAGGCUCUUUUCAAGAGAUGAGAUUGAGUUUGACUUCCCAAGGCUGGCCAUGAGCUGGAAAUAGCAUCGCUUUUCUUGACUUAGUCUCUCUCCUUGAGGGGGGAUUUCUUUUUCUCUAGUGUUUUAAGUGAUCCUUUUAAGUAAGUGUGGGGAGUUCUGAAUAGAGAGACCAGGAGCUGAGUUUAAGCUUGUAAUGGAGACUUGAAUCGUGGGCUAUAUAAAAGAUGAAGCAUAUUUAUCCUGAAGGUACUUUGCCAGAAGAUAACUCUUGAUCUGGAAAGAGAACCUAUUUAGUUCAGGAAAAAAAAAAUUAGAGGCAUAUGAAGGAGGCACUUAGAUCUUUGAAGCCUGAUGUCUUACGAAGUUAGGUCUUAUGGGUGAUGAACAAAAUAGCUUGUCUUAUGGUGGUAUUGUGAUAUAUUUUCACUUUGGGGUCUGUAAAAAAUUUGUCAGCUAUGUCUAAGAAACUGUUUAUGAUUUCUUCAAUUUCUAUUCUUAAUAACUAACUGUAAUGUUGAAAAAUAAGUUGUGAAGUCUUUGGGACCACACAUAAAAACUUUGUCUGUUAUUUAAUUAUUUAAUAUGCUAUACCUCCACCUAGUCUACCCCCAUGCUUCCCAAUGAUGGCAGUGUGCCUGAGAUAUUAUAAUUUUAGCACUGGAGGUGGGGAAGGUAGGAAUUGGUGUUUUUAUAUUUAUUUUUUCUACAAAUUGCAAUUGGUCUGUAUCCUGGUUUAUUUUGAAAUUGAUAUUGGUAUCUUUUCAAUCUGGUGUCGUUUUCUAGACUGCGUUGCACAGAUGUUGGCAUUUUAGAUUACCGGAAUGUACUUCACGUGGUCAUUUGUGUUAUGUCAUAAAGGUACAACUAUUCUCUAACUCCAUCUUUUAUUAAUGCUUAAGCUUAAAUUGUAUUCUUCCAGCGCCUGAGCUAUUCCCUAGAAAUAAACUGGGCACUUUUGGCAGAAAGAGCAGCAGCAAACUUUUCCUAUAUUUUGAGUAAAUCAAAGUUCUAAACUUUUGAAGUUAUCAUUUCAGUGGCCCGCUUUACAUCUAAGGAAGAGUGUGUGCUUUGGAACAAUACUUUGCACAUAAUAGGAACUCAAGACAUGCAUUUGAAUAAUUUAAUUAACUGUAUUAAUAGGGAUUUGUCGAUAAUGAAAGAUUAUCUGUCCUCUUAUGUGUCUGUUAUGAAGAUUGGAGCCUUUACCAGGAUUUAGUCAAGUCUAGUUAGAUUGAUCCUAGAGACAAGUAUGUCUUUACAUCUUUUAUGGCAAUGUUUAUGGCUUUUCCUUAAGGCCUUCAUUCUAUAAUCACACAGGUUGAAAAGGUAUGUCGUAAAGGGAAGAAGGGAGAGGGGUAUUUCGAUUAUAAAUGUACUCCACAAAAAUGUCAUAGUUUGAAAAAUAAAUGCAUUUGUACUAAAUGUUUAAGUGCUCCUCUGUUAGUUUCUUGGGUUUAGAAUCAUUUGAAUUGUUUUGUUUCACAAUAAAGGAGAUUCAUUUGAUUCUUCAUUUCAA
Molecule: messenger RNA, 4130 nt
Organism: Lemur catta (Ring-tailed lemur)
Lineage: Eukaryota; Metazoa; Chordata; Mammalia; Primates; Lemuridae
Gene: APOLD1
Product: apolipoprotein L domain containing 1
Exons: 2
Coding region: 283-1023 (246 amino acids)
Biological process (GO): lipoprotein metabolic process; lipid transport
Cellular component (GO): membrane; extracellular region
Molecular function (GO): lipid binding
Source: RefSeq, a predicted model, not a curated record